Messenger RNA from Solenopsis invicta (red fire ant), 2892 nucleotides. RefSeq names its product UDP-glucuronic acid decarboxylase 1 (gene Uxs). Gene Ontology annotation, biological process: D-xylose metabolic process. The record is from RefSeq and is a predicted model, not a curated record. Gene Ontology annotation, molecular function: UDP-glucuronate decarboxylase activity; NAD+ binding. The transcript is spliced from 5 exons. Gene Ontology annotation, cellular component: cytoplasm. The coding region runs from base 274 to 1638 and encodes 454 amino acids. Lineage: Eukaryota; Metazoa; Arthropoda; Insecta; Hymenoptera; Formicidae.
AAUAACCACGAGCGCGUCGCGUGCACUGGUGCAUAUGCAACGCGAAGCGUGGAGCGCGAUCGAGCGGUCGUUCGGUCGGUGUCCGUGCACCGCGGAGGUUAUGUUCCCUGGCCCCGUGUGGGUGUUUUGAAAUCGUUAGCCAAACUGGCUCGAUUCCGCGAACGCGCGUUUCCCGUGUCGCGCGGGAGGACGCGACGCCCGUUGUCGAUCGAGCCACCGCAACGGGAGUGACGUAAGCGCGAUUUUGAAGCGAGUCAUGUGCGAAUUUAAAGCAUGGUUGUCACGCAGCGGAAGAUGAAGCAGUUCGCGAUCUUCGCGGUGUGCGUGCUGCUGGUCCUGGGCUUUUACAAAACUUUGGUGACUACGGAAGAGGAACGGUCAUUUAACCGUAGUCGACAUCGCGCUGUGCUUGGGCAUAAAGCUAGUUUAGACGACAAGAACGAACUGAACGAGGUUGCGACGCAGAAGGUUCGCGAUGUCGAGGAUGAGCCAUCCGAUGGGGACAUUAAGGAUAUCGAAGAGGCGAAAGUUCGAAUCCGCGAGUUGGAGGGUAAGCUUCAGCAUCUGGAGGCGGCGAUUAAGAACGGAGUAGCAAAGGACUUCCCGACAGUGAAGUUCUUGAAUUAUAAGAACCGGAAGCGAAUACUCGUAACGGGCGGCGCGGGCUUCGUUGGUUCUCAUCUAGUGGAUCGUCUGAUGCUCGCUGGACACGAGGUAAUAGUCGUCGACAAUUUCUUCACUGGCAGAAAGCGGAACGUGGAGCACUGGGUCGGUCACGAGAACUUCGAGCUAGUGCAUCAUGACAUCGUGAGGCCGUUAUAUCUGGAGGUUGACGAAAUCUAUCAUCUCGCUAGUCCGGCCAGUCCGCCGCAUUACAUGUUGAAUCCUGUAAAAACGAUCAAGACGAAUACUUUGGGCACUAUAAAUAUGCUUGGACUCGCAAAACGAGUCGGCGCACGAGUAUUAAUCGCAAGCACGUCAGAAGUAUACGGGGAUCCUAACGAACAUCCGCAGGCAGAAACUUAUUGGGGUCACGUCAAUCCCAUCGGUCCGCGGGCGUGCUAUGACGAGGGAAAACGGGUUGCCGAGACAUUGAGCUACGCUUAUAUGAGACAGGAAGGCGUUUCAGUCCGAGUUGCACGAAUUUUUAACACCUUUGGUCCGCGAAUGCAUAUGAAUGACGGUCGCGUCGUUUCGAAUUUUAUCCUCCAGGCUUUACAAAAUAAUUCGAUUACGAUUUACGGCAGUGGGAAACAGACACGAUCGUUUCAAUACGUUUCCGAUCUGGUGGACGGGUUGGUAGCAUUAAUGGCAUCUAAUUACACCUUACCUGUGAAUAUUGGAAAUCCUGUGGAGCAUACGAUCGAGAAAUUUGCACGUAUAAUAAAGAACUUGGUGGGUGCUACCAGUGAGAUAGUUGAACUCGCAGCGGUUGAGGAUGAUCCGCAGAGAAGAAGACCAGACAUUACCAGAGCAAAAAAAUAUUUGAACUGGGAACCCAAGGUUCCUUUGGCUGAAGGCCUGAAGAAAACCAUAGUGUAUUUCGCAAAGGAAUUACAAAGGACUAAGCAUUCUCAAAAAAGCAGCUUUAAACAGUCUUCUUACAAAAACGAUCACGAUAUUGUAGAACAACUUUAGAGACUCAAGUGUAAUGAUACGAUUAAUGUAUCCACUUUCAGAAGUGGCGUGAAAGUGCCAUUAAGCUAUGGACCAGUAUGUGCCAAAAAAAUCCCCGUCCAAUUUGAAUUUUAUGUAAUUUACAUAGCAAUCAACAUAUGUAUACAAACACGCAAUAUGCGAUCAUUUAAAUAAUCAUUCUUGAAUUUCUCUCGAAUUUCUUCCAAUCAGGUACAUGUUAAAUUCUUUGUAGGAGCAAUAAUUAAAAAUAUACUUUUAUCCCUUUUCCAUGACUCACUCUCUACAGCUCUCUUUCUUUUUAUUAUUUUUGGUUCCAAAUAUUUAAAAAUGUAUACAUAUUGUUAAUACAGUUUAUGCAUUAAUAUAUUUUAUAUUUUAUGUAUAUUUAUUUUUCAUUCUUUUGUUACUGCAAAGAAGCAAUGUAUCUGUUCGUUAUAUCUGUGCAUCGGUUUUAGAUAGGAAAAUCUUUUCUUUUAUUUCAUAUUUACAUACGACAUAUAAUUUUACAUCGAAGCAGAACUGAGAAAUGGUGCUGAAGAUAUAAAAAAAUAUUGUUUUCCUCUUUUUAUAUACAUUAUUGGUCGCAUAUUAGCUUGAAUAUGAAAAGUAAUUUCGCUUAGAUAUAUAUUUAUACAUAGUAAUAUUUAUACAUAGCUAGGAAAUGUGUUGUUUGCUUUUAUUCAUUUAUUAGUCAUAAUAGUGAUAUUACCGAAGUACCAUGUACUUGCAAUAAAAUCUUAAAGAAUGUUUAUGUUAUUAAGUUAUUCAAUUAUAGCAGUAAUAAAAAUUUAUGGAUUCUUGUACAAUGCGAUUGAAACAGAUGGUAUCCAAUACCGACAAAAUAGUAUUUGUAACUUAUAUUGUAAUUAUAUGAUAUAUAAUCAUGUGAAAUAUAGAUAUAGUGUGAUCAUAAAUGAGACUGUAAUAACAAACAACGUGUAAGUGAGAAAGUAAUUUUAUAUUUUAUAUAUAAGAGUGUAGCAAAAAUCAUGCGAUAAUGUACUCUUUACCGCGUAAUUUGUAUAAUGUGAUUAAUUCUUAUAUUGUCGUUAUCGAAAAUUAUGAAAUACGUAUGUUUAUCUCGACAAAUUCUUUUCCUACAAACGUGAAAAUAAAAUUGCUAUAUGAAGUAUGGUGUAAAUAAGCAAAUAUAUAUGAAAAUGUCUUUGUAUCAAAGUAAAAAUUUAAAAAAAUAUAAUAUGUAUGCUGAAUAUGUAUAUACUUCAAUAUUCAUAAUUAAAACGUAGAUAUAUA